Messenger RNA from Arabidopsis lyrata subsp. lyrata, 1219 nucleotides. RefSeq names its product protein STRICTOSIDINE SYNTHASE-LIKE 4. NCBI's taxonomy places the organism in Eukaryota, Viridiplantae, Streptophyta, Magnoliopsida, Brassicales, Brassicaceae. The transcript is spliced from 4 exons. The record is from RefSeq and is a predicted model, not a curated record. Gene Ontology annotation, molecular function: strictosidine synthase activity. Gene Ontology annotation, biological process: biosynthetic process. Bases 58 to 1173 code for a protein of 371 amino acids.
UAUACUACCAAUUUUCAGUGUUCACCAUAUUUUUUCCACAAACCCAAUCUUUCUAGAAUGGCUAUGUUCUUCUCCACUCGUUUGCUCUUCUUCUCCAUCAUCAUCCCUUUACUCAUCUCUAUCACUCUCUACCAACUGAUCGACUCAUUCGACCCAGCUCCACUUCCCCCUGACUCACUCUUCUCCUCUCCAACUUCAAUCCCGCCACUUCUCAACGACAAAUUCCUCACCGGAGCUGAGUUUAUCGGCGUCGGUCUUCUCAAUAACCCCGAAGAUAUCGCUUACCAUAAGGAGUCUGGUCUUAUCUACACUGGUUGUGUUGAUGGAUGGGUGAAACGAGUCAGUGUUCACGACUCAGCUAAUGACUCAGUCGUCGAGGAUUGGGUCAACACCGGUGGAAGACCUCUCGGUAUCGCUUUCGGAAUCCACGGCGAAGUCAUUGUCGCAGACGCGGACAAGGGAUUGUUGAAUAUAAGUGGUGACGGGAAGAAGACGGAACUGUUGACGGAUGAAGCAGAAGGCGUUAGAUUGAAGCUGACGGAUGCAGUUACCGUUGCAGAUAACGGCGUUUUGUAUUUCACUGAUGCUUCUUAUAAAUACGAUAUCCAUCAAUUUAUCUUUGAUUUCUUGGAAGGCAAACCACAUGGACGUCUCAUAAGCUUUGAUCCCACCACACGUGUCACACGUGUACUCCUCAGAGACCUUUACUUCGCUAAUGGCAUAUCCAUAUCCCCUGAUCAAACCCAUCUCGUCUUCUGCGAAACGGUCAGGAGAAGAUGUAGUAAGUAUUAUAUAAGUGAGGAGCGUGUAGAGGUAUUGAUUCAAGGCUUGCCGGGUUUUCCAGAUAACAUUCGAUACGACGGAGAUGGACAUUACUGGAUUGCAUUGAUUUCGGAAGUAACAACGCCGUGGAAGCUCUCGAUGAAAUACCCUUUCUUGAGGAAACUCAUAUCAAUGGCGGCUAAGUAUGGCGUGGAAUUAUUGUUUAUGAAGAAUGCAGGCGUUUUGCAAGUGGAUUUGGAUGGUAAUCCCAUCGCAUUGUACCAUGAUCAUCCAUUCUCUCACAUAACAAGCGGAGUCAAGAUUGGGAACCAUCUCUAUUGUGGAAGCCUCUUGCAUUCCUACAUUACUAGACUCGAUCUCUUGAAAUAUCCUGCACAAAAGAAGCUUUAAAACAUCAAGUUUACACGAAUAAAGGAACUUUUACAAUUUAGGACUA